AUGCCGAUUGCUGGCGCCGGUAAGCUCAUCGAGGCCAUGCGCAAUCUCAAGCAUUCUUCGCAAGACGCGAAGAAGGCAGAGCAACGUUUGAGGAACAUGUGGGAGGAGGCGACGUCGGAUAACGUGCAGCUGUGGUUGGCUUUGCGGGAGUUGGGUUUCAAGCGGACGAAGAAGUCUGAGUUCGAGGACGCUAAAAACAAAUUUGUCAGCGAGAAGACGAACAGGAUUAUCAGCGAGUGCUGGCUGGUGCACAAGCGCAAUGGCCAGACCUGCAAACAGAGAUCGGGUUCGCCGAACCUGCCAAAGGGGUUGGAUCCGUCGAAAGUGUGGAUCGUGGACAAGUGCAUUCCUCUCGAAAAGCUUGGCGCUGGUGUCAUGAUGUGGGAGACCGCGGUGGGGAAUCGCCUGUCAGUGCGGCCAUCGCAGGAGGGCACUCCAGCCGUGGAGGACGGCCCCGCGCCUGGCUCGCCAAAGGGCGACGGUGCGGACAGCGAGCUGUGCCCGCCAGAGAAAAAGAGGCCGCGCCUGCAGAGACACGAUUCAGACCCAGGCGGGGCGUGCACCAUGCAUAAGAUAGCGCAGCGAACCGCAGACUGCAUCGAGAAGAAGCAGUUUCGGAGCUCCGAUUUGUCUCGCAGUGAUACGGUGGAGUUCUGGACGAGGAGUUUCGUCAAGCACGUGGAGACAGCAGGCGCGGGGCCAUUCCCGGAGCACUUCAGUGAUUGCGUGAAGGGCGCGGUGAAGGCAACGCUGAAUUCUCGGUGUUACAGCGAACUAAAACACUUGACCGCUUGGUUGCAGAAGUUGACGGAGAAGGCCCCGGCGCUGGUCCCGAAGAUGGGACAGGCCAUGGUGCAGCUGGCGUCAUUUGACCCGACUUCCACGAAGGCCCCAGACUCAUCAAUGUUGGACAUUUACGGCAGUUACAACUUCGCGGACAGCGAGCUGCACAAGGAUCUCACGCAGCAAAAGGCGGGAUUCGCGCUCCGCGCCCUGAAGAAAAACACGGCGACCCCCUUCGGAGAGAGGGCCGCCAAGGCCCGAGGUCUGUUGGAUGCGAGCGCCUCGAGCCUAACGAAUGAGCAGAAACCUGAGCUGAGCGUCGUGGCGACCGUGUUCGGGGAUGCAACGCAGCACGCGAAGGUCAUGUACAUGCUGGAAUCCGCUGACCGUUUCGCCAUCUUGAGGGAGUGGGCCGACAAGCGCGAGUUCUUGGUGCUCGAGGUCUUCUUCGGCGACGCUUCGACGUGCAAGAAGUUGGGCCGCGACGCCACCGGGAAGGCGUGCGGCCUCCUCGCCGAAGAUCAGACGGCAGCCAAUCUCUUGAAGCAGUCAACGGCGAAGACCUUGUUCGAGGCGUUCCGCGCGCUGCAGUCGCGGACCGCGAAAGCCACGCAGAAGGGCGAUGUGCCAGAGGCCUCCGAGGCGAAGCUCCAAGCUUUCCGGAAGGGGGAUCCUGGUGGCGCGUGGUCGGAGGCAGAAGUUCUCCUGGCGCAGCGGUGGGUGGAGUCGUCCACGGCGUUGUCCAAGGCGUUGGGGAAACAUUCAGUUGAGAGGGGCCCCUUCCUGGGCGUCGUCCUGGGGCAUUCGCAGGCGAGGAAAGCGCCGACCAAUGACCCCAAAUCGUCGGGGGCAGCGUCUUGCGAGGCCGUCGCCAGCGCAGAGGCCGCGGCUCCUCCAACCGCAGAGGCAGCGGCUUCUGCAGCCGCGUCGGCGCAGGCCAGCCUCGCCCACCCCGCGGGGCAGGGCGCCGCCGCGCCUCCGGCCGGCGCGGCGGCGGCGGCCGACGGCGAGCAGUGGGCGGUGGGCGACAAAUGUGUCCUCAGCGCUGUCAAGAACAAGGCUGCGCUGAACGAGCAGAAGGCCUUCGUCCGCAAGGUGCUCAGCAAAAAGUUGCGAGUGCAAUUAGAGACUGGUCCUUGGAAAGGGCAGGAGGUGGAUCUCGAGAAGCAGCGAGCGAGGAAUAGUUCGGACGUGACACCUGCAACGGGCGGCCCGCCGGGCGGCGCGGCCAGCCAUGGCGGCGGCGCCCAGGCCGAGGCCGACGCCGAGGCCCAAACCGCUAACAAAGCCAAGUUCGUAGCCCUUUUCGGGAAGACGGAUGACAUUCAAUGA
This is a messenger RNA of Prorocentrum cordatum, 2115 nucleotides long. The record is from the annotation of a GenBank genome assembly. Lineage: Eukaryota; Dinophyceae; Prorocentrales; Prorocentraceae.